Cuculus canorus (common cuckoo) is the source of this 1120-nucleotide messenger RNA. It is a transcript of the gene EFNA4, whose product is annotated as ephrin A4. The transcript is spliced from 5 exons. NCBI's taxonomy places the organism in Eukaryota, Metazoa, Chordata, Aves, Cuculiformes, Cuculidae. Gene Ontology annotation, biological process: axon guidance; ephrin receptor signaling pathway. The record is from RefSeq and is a predicted model, not a curated record. Gene Ontology annotation, molecular function: ephrin receptor binding. Bases 26 to 850 code for a protein of 274 amino acids. Gene Ontology annotation, cellular component: plasma membrane.
CCCCUCCGCCGCCACCGGCGGAGCCAUGCGCCCCGCGCCGCUGCUCGCGCUGCUGCUCUGGGCGCCGCUGCUCUGGGCGCCGCCGGUGCGAGACCACCGUCACGGCGUCCACUGGAACGGCAGCAACCCCAGGUUUUUGCGGGACGACUACACCAUCCAGGUGGCCAUCAAUGACUACUUGGACAUCUACUGCCCACACUACGAGGGGACUGUGCCCGCCGGCCGGGCAGAGACCUUCACACUCUUCAUGGUGGACCAAGAAGGUUAUCGUGGUUGCUACGAAACCCCCGGUGCCUUCAAGCGCUGGGUGUGCAACCGACCCCACGCGCCCUUCGGCCCCGUCCGCUUCUCCGAGAAGAUCCAACGCUUCACUCCCUUCUCGCUCGGCUUCGAGUUCCAGCCGGGAGAGACCUACUACUACAUCUCCAUUCCCAGCCCCGAGAGCACCGGGCGCUGCCUGAAGCUCCGCGUCUACGUCUGCUGCAGAGGCACCACGCCGGAGCCGGUGACGGAGGUUCCCAAUUCGCAGCCCCGUGGACGUGGGGGUCCGGAGGGGAUCUCGCUCCCCGCUGGCAUCACCAAAACACCGGCCCCGCUGGCCAUCCUGCCCCGGUGCUGGGCUCCCUGCGGACCCUGCUCUGCCCCAGGGCCGUCACCUCAUCUCGUGCCUUUCCCCAUGGACCCUCUGCCCCGGGGGGGGCCGGGGACCCCCAGGCCCUGGAGCGGGAGGGGGGUACCGGAUGCGGCCCCUCUGCUGCCUUGUCCUCCUGCGAGGACACACACGGAUCUGUCUUCUGGGAAGACGCCCUCCUCAGUGCCGUCGUCACCGGCCCCUACGGUUUGGUUUUAACCCCUGGUAGUGACUGAGCCGAGCAAUACAGUGUUUGCAAGAUCGCUGCGCCCUCCGUGCAGCCCCCACCCCUGGCAUCGCGCUGCCCGCUGCCCCCAUCCCGCAGUCCCCUCCGGUGGGCCGUCCCCACGGUGCCCCCAUGCCCACUGUCCUCUGCCCACUUUCCCCUCCUGCCUAACAUCCCUUCCCCAUGGUCCCAUCCUGCCCACAAUCCCCUCCUGCCCAUGGUCCCAGCCUUCCUGUGGUCCUUUACCCAUGGUCCCAUCCUUC